This is a messenger RNA of Salmo salar (Atlantic salmon), 2125 nucleotides long. RefSeq lists its product as uncharacterized. Gene Ontology annotation, molecular function: RNA polymerase II cis-regulatory region sequence-specific DNA binding; DNA-binding transcription factor activity, RNA polymerase II-specific. Gene Ontology annotation, biological process: regulation of transcription by RNA polymerase II. The record is from RefSeq and is a predicted model, not a curated record. NCBI's taxonomy places the organism in Eukaryota, Metazoa, Chordata, Actinopteri, Salmoniformes, Salmonidae.
GCUGACGAGACGCUGAUGUCGGCAGGUGGAUGAUUGAUUCUGCUUGCGCUCUCACUGGAUCUCCUCAACCAAACAAGUAGCUAAAGGAAAUCAGUAUCAGGUCCACCUCUAGCUGACCAUGUCUGAACCGGGUUCUGGCUGUGGUAUUCCCGCCCAGAGAAACUCACAGCGGGGUCCAGAGAUGGUGUCAGUGAAGCUGGAGGACUGUAAUCAAACAGUGGAACUCAAUGUGAUUGUCAAAGAGGAGGAGGAGGGAGAGAGCGAAGACGGAAACAGUGACUCCGUUGACUCAGGAGAGACUUCCAACCCAGGCUCAGACAGCAAGCCCAGUCCCACAGCAUCAAGAAACCGCAGACAGAAGCACCAACCCUGCUGUAGCGACAGUUGUAUUUAUCCAACUCGCCACAAAUCACACCAACAAACUCCCAAAAUAAAUAAGUCUUACCUUUGCCAUCAAUGUGGGAAGAGUUUUCAGACACCAAGCAAGCUAAAGGCUCACCAGAGAAUGCACAUUGGAGAGAAUCCUUACCCCUGCUCCCAGUGUGAGAAGAGCUUCAAUCAUUCAGGAAGACUUAAGGACCAUCAAAGAGUACAUACUGGGGAGAAGCCAUACCACUGCUCUCUUUGUGGGAAGAGUUUCAGUCAGUUAGGAAACCUGAAGACUCAUCAGAAAAAUCACAAGCCUUACCACUGCUCCCAAUGUGGGAAGAGUUUCAGUGAGAAAGUAAAACUUACGGGACAUGAGAGAGUGCAUAAUGGAGAGAAACCUUACCACUGUACCCAAUGUGGGAAAAGCUUCAAUUAUUAUUCAGUACUUAAGGAACAUCAAAGAGUACAUACAGGGGAGAAGCCGUACCAUUGCACACUUUGUGGGAAGAGUUUCAGUUGGGCAACAAACAUUAGGAAUCAUCAGUUAAGACACAUUGGAGAGAAACCUACAUGUACUCUCAAUGUGAUUGUCAAAGAGGAGGAGGGCGAACAGAGACGCAUUAAGGCAGAAGAGAGAGAAGUUGAGGUAGAGGAGAGAGAGGUGAAGGAAGAGGCUACAUAAGCUAACUCCAUAGGAAUGUAAAGGCACACCUCCUAUCCAUUGCAAUGCUGUCUUCUGUGACAGCCCUCAAUGGUGCUGCCCAUGCCCUAUCUCUUAAAGAAAUCCAUAUCUAUUCUACUUGUAUAAGUGUAUUGGAAGGUAGAAAAUAAACUCAAAAAGGUACAUACCACCACCUACUUUGUUAGUGUACAAAGCCAAGAUUGGUGAUUUACUGCCAGCUACAGUUAUGGAACAUUAGCUCCAUAUAAUUCAUUGGUUGAUCCCUCCUGCUGACCUGGAUGGAAUUCUGUGAUCCUUCAUAAACGCAUAAGGGGACCACGUUAGAAACAAGUGAUUUUCGCUUUAACGUGUUAUCCACUGGGUUGUACUCUGUGCUUGUUUUUUUCUCAGUAAAUCAAUCAAUCAAUGGUAAGUCCCAUCCAGUUGACUACUUUAAAAUGUUGAAAACCCUCAAUGGCGCUGCCUGUAAGCCUUCUAUCCACCUCUAUGGUGGAGAACAAAGUGCUGCUGGAUAUGUAUGACACAGUCCCCUUUAAAAACAUAUUUGUGUUUUCCACCCCGGUUUACCUGAGACGGGUAGUAAAGUUUUUAUUUUUUUCUCUACUUGCCCUGGUGUAUUCCAUAUACAUUGCACGAGGGACAAUGGAGGGGGAGGAACAUGAAGUGCUGCUGGAUUUAUACGACACAGUCCCUCUCAAAAACGAAACAUAUUUGGUUAGUAGAGACCUUAAUGAAUCAUUUCCGACCCACUUUAACUGAGACAGGUCCUACAGACAGGUCCUACAGCCCAAUAUUUUCAACAUUGUAUUUUUCAAUAUUGGCCCUAAACAGUUGUCUUUGAAGCAAUAUUUUUUUUCUCUCCAUAAAUAACUUAUUGCAUUAUCUUGUUAGCACAAUAAAGGUGGCCAUUGAUUAAAAUUGAAUAUCUUUUGAAUCAUUUAUUGAUAUUGUAAUUAGUUGAAAUGCAGUGGUUUUUUAUUUUAUUUAUAGAAUUUUUUUUUGUGAAGGUGUUAAGAAUGUGUAUUUAAUUGACCUGCCUGAUAAAAUAAAGGUAAAUAAACUUGUUAUACGAGA